Cyclospora cayetanensis is the source of this 1647-nucleotide messenger RNA. Its product is annotated as kinesin-like protein KIF9. Gene Ontology annotation, molecular function: microtubule binding; microtubule motor activity; ATP binding. The transcript is spliced from 9 exons. Lineage: Eukaryota; Apicomplexa; Conoidasida; Eucoccidiorida; Eimeriidae. Gene Ontology annotation, biological process: mitotic spindle organization; microtubule-based movement. The record is from RefSeq and is a predicted model, not a curated record. The coding region runs from base 229 to 1647 and encodes 472 amino acids.
ACGAACGUGCGAGUGGUCGUACGGACUCGUCCCUUCGCCUCCAGCAGCUCGGAGCUGUUCUCAGUGGAUGAAGAAAAGGAGGCCGUGGAGGUUAAGGUCCCACUGAAGCACGAGUCUUACCAGUUUAGGUUCAAUAAGGUGCUGCACAAUGCAUCCCAAGAAACUGUCUUCAACGAGUGUCUGCCCAAGAUUUUGCAGGGAGCAGUCGAAGGCUACAAUGGCACAGUUAUGGCCUAUGGACAGACCGGCGCGGGGAAGACAUACACGAUGUGUGGGAGUUUGCGGAGCUUUGAUUUGAGAGGCAUCAUUCCCCGUUCGAUUUCUUCUUUGUUUUCUCUCUUGGAAGAACAAACGGGGAUAGAGUUCUCCCUCUGUGUGUCCUACUGUGAAAUCUACUCCGAACUCAUUUUUGAUCUGCUGGCCGAAGGAGGACUAGAGGGACAAACCGGCACUGAGCUUCAGAUCCAGGAGGACUCCCGGGGUGGAUUGUCGGUUCGUGGGCUGUCUCAGCGUCCUUGUGGGUCAGUGUCUGAGGCGUUGAACUACUUUUACUUAGGGUCGAGCCUCCGCUCUGUCUCCUCCCACGGGAUCAACUCCCAGAGCAGCAGGAGUCACUGCAUCUUUACGGUCUAUAUACAGUGCAAAAGCACGGUGAAUACAGCAGAAGCCACAAAAAUCAGCAAGUUGCAUUUUGUGGAUCUCGCUGGAUGCGAGAGGCCCAAGAAAACGCAAACGGAGGGAGUGCUCCUCAAGGAGAGUGCAUUUAUUAACAAAAGCCUUUCGUUUCUAGAAAUGGUGGUGGUCGCCCUUGGAGAGAAAGGCAGAGAACACAUCCCUUACCGGUCAACCCGCCUGACACAUUUACUGAAGGAUACGAUUGGGGGAAACAGCAAUACGUGCUUGAUAGCAAACAUAUGGCCUGAGAAGGAACACCUCGAGGAAACACUCUCCACAUUGCGGUUUUCCUUGCGGAUGAUGCGGGUAGCCAAUAAGGCUGUGGUAAAUUUGGCGGUGGACCCGUUGGAUGUGGUCAAACGUCUUGAAAAGGAAGUUGCGCGUCUCAAGCAGGAGUUGCAAAUAAGCAACGCUCUCUUGGGGAAGCCACCUCAGUCCUUCGAAGCACCUAGCCCGGAAGAGAUCGAGGAGAUGCGGAAGGAGGCUACGCUAUUCUUGAAUGGCGAACAAGAAGCAAUACCCUUUAGCUCACUUAGGAAAAUGGAGGAGCUUCUGCACGUGAUUCGCUCCAUUUUUCAAGAGACGACAGCAGCAAUCAGGCGAGAAGCCUCAUAUUCAGGGUCUGUUGCCGCCUCUGUCCCACACAGCGAGAACUCGGUGGGGCACCAGGGGGCCCUCGAGCUCGCGGGGAACUCAAAGGCAGUAGGGGCCACUGCGCCAGCAAAGUCGGUGAAAGAACAGAGCAAGGCGAGCCAACAGGGGAGCCCACAAGGGGCACCCUCCUUAGCGCCGAAGCCAGUGCAAAGUGAGCUGCAGAGUACAAAGCUCAAUAGUGCAGGUGCCUUUCACUCAGAGGUGGGAUAUGAGGAUCCCUCAGUAGGUGGUCACUCCCUAGGAAUCGACCCAGACCAGUCCGAAAUAUGCCACACGCAAAAAGCCAAAGAAACCAGGCAGCCAACAUGCAGCGAGUAA